This is a messenger RNA of Onychostruthus taczanowskii (white-rumped snowfinch), 978 nucleotides long. NCBI's taxonomy places the organism in Eukaryota, Metazoa, Chordata, Aves, Passeriformes, Passeridae. The record is from the annotation of a RefSeq genome assembly.
AUGACAAACUAUCCCCUCCUAAUUAAUUUCAUCAUAGCCCUCUCCUACGCCCUACCCAUCCUAAUCGCAGUAGCCUUUCUCACACUGGUAGAACGCAAAAUCCUAAGCUACAUACAAGGCCGAAAGGGCCCAAAUGUCGUAGGCCCAUUCGGACUCCUGCAACCCCUAGCCGAUGGGGUAAAACUAUUCAUCAAAGAGCCCAUCCGACCUUCAACCUCCUCCCCAAUCAUGUUUCUCAUAACCCCAAUGCUGGCCCUCCUACUAGCAAUCUCCGUUUGAACCCCACUCCCCCUUCCAUUCUCCCUAGCAGACCUAAACUUAGGCCUACUAUUCCUGCUAGCCAUAUCAAGCCUAGCAGUAUACUCAAUCCUGUGAUCAGGGUGAGCUUCCAACUCAAAAUAUGCCCUGAUCGGAGCACUACGGGCUGUAGCCCAAACAAUCUCCUACGAAGUAACCUUAGCAAUCAUCCUACUAUCUGUGAUCCUUUUAAGCGGAAACUACACCCUUGGUACCCUCGCAGUUACCCAAGAACCCCUCUACCUAAUCUUCUCCUGCUGACCUCUAGCCAUAAUAUGAUAUGUGUCUACACUCGCCGAAACUAACCGCGCCCCAUUCGACCUAACAGAAGGCGAAUCAGAACUAGUCUCCGGGUUCAACGUAGAAUAUGCAGCAGGCCCCUUCGCCCUUUUCUUCUUAGCUGAAUACGCCAACAUCAUACUCAUAAAUACACUAACCGCCAUCCUGUUCUUUAAUCCCAGCUUCCUAAAUCCACCCCAAGAGCUAUUCCCCAUUGUAUUGGCUACAAAAGCACUGCUUCUAUCAGCAGGGUUCCUAUGAGUCCGUGCCUCCUACCCCCGAUUCCGAUACGACCAGCUAAUACACCUACUAUGAAAAAACUUCCUACCACUCACACUAGCCCUAUGCCUCUGACACACCAGCAUACCGAUCUGCUACGCGGGCCUACCGCCUUAUCUAAGG